Peronospora matthiolae is the source of this 129-nucleotide messenger RNA. Lineage: Eukaryota; Oomycota; Peronosporomycetes; Peronosporales; Peronosporaceae. The record is from the annotation of a GenBank genome assembly.
AUGACUGAGAAGAAGGAGCUCGACUUUUCUCUUGAAGGUGUCUCGACAGCAGCUCGAGGUCUGCGUGCGGAUCACGACGUACGUUACAAAGGUGGUGCUGUUCCUGGAUCAGUGUACUUCGAGAAUUGA